Messenger RNA from Cannabis sativa, 1932 nucleotides. RefSeq lists its product as uncharacterized. Bases 1 to 1932 code for a protein of 643 amino acids. The transcript is spliced from 3 exons. NCBI's taxonomy places the organism in Eukaryota, Viridiplantae, Streptophyta, Magnoliopsida, Rosales, Cannabaceae. The record is from RefSeq and is a predicted model, not a curated record.
AUGCCAAAUCCGAAUCAUGCCCAACCAAGUCAACCUUACCCUCCACAAAGAAAGCCUUCCUUAGAAGACACUUUACAACAAUUCAUGCAAUCCACCCAACAAAUCAUGCAAAAUCAGUCUCAAUCCAUUGCCAAACUUGAGACACAAUUGGGUCAACUUGCCAAUGCCGUAACUGAGAGAGAAAAAGGGAGAUUUCCUAGCCAACCCAUCCCAAAUCCUAAAGGUCAAUAUGAAGUAGGAAUUCCAAGUCAUAAAGAAGAAGCUAAGUCUAUUUCAACUCUUAGGUCCGGAAAACAAAUUGCCAAACCCGAUUACACACCUCAAGUUGAAAAAGACCAAAGCCAACCUCAAAGUUCCAACACAAAUGACUUGUCAAAAGAUAAUGAUCAAAUUCUUCCUUCCAUUCCAAAAGCUCCUUUUCCACAAAGAUUACUCCCAAUCAAGAAAGGCAACCAAUAUAGUGACAUCUUAGAAGUGUUCAAACAAGUAAGUAUCAACAUCCCCUUCUUAGAUGCCAUUAAACAAAUUCCUGCCUACUCCAAAUUCCUGAAAGACCUUUGCACUGAUAAAAGAAACACUAAUGUUCCAAAAAAGGCAUUUUUAACUGAACAAGUUAGCUCCAUAAUUCAAUAUAAAAGCCUUGUAAAAUAUAAAGAUCCUGGUUAUCCAACAAUUUCAUGCAUCAUUGGUGAUCAUUUUAUUAACAAAGCUUUACUUGAUUUAGGAGCUAGUGUGAAUUUAUUGCCUUAUUCUGUUUAUAAGCAACUUGGUCUAGGAGAAUUAAAACCAACUGUUGCCACUGAUUUCGCCCAAUAUACUUGCCGAAAAUCUCGGUCAACACCAACUUCUAUAACACUUCAAUUAGCUGAUCGUUCUGUGAAAAUUCCUAGAGGUAUUAUAGAAGAUGUUUUAAUUAAAGUAGAUAAGUUCUAUUUUCCUGUUGAUUUCAUUGUUCUUGAUACUCAACCUGUUGAAAAUGCUCAUGCUCAAAUACCCAUCAUUUUAGGUAGACCAUUUUUAGCUACAUCUAAUGCAAUUAUCAACUGUCGUAAUGGUGUAUUGAAAUUAUCUUUUGGAAACAUGACUGUUGAAUUGAAUGUUUUUAAUGUUGCUAAAUCUGUUGAGUGUGAGGAAAUACAUGAAGUAAACAUGAUUAACACGGAAAAUAUGUUUGAAAUGGACAUGAAUGAAUCUUUUGAAACUUAUGCAAAAAUGUUUGGAAUGUGCUUAAAUGUUGAUGAUUUUAUUCAUGAUGUCAAUUCUUUGCUUGAGUCUACCCCACUAAUGGAUACUGAAAAAUGGAAAGCCAAAAUUGAACCAUGUAUUCCAUUAGAGCAUGUUGAGUCAACUCCUGAACCACCAAAGUUAGAUCUCAAACCUUUGCCCGACACUUUGAAAUAUGCAUUUCUAGGAGAGUCUAACACUUAUCCCGUUAUCAUUGCAUCUGAUUUAGAUGAAAAACAAGAAACAAAGUUGUUAGAUAUCCUUAGAAAACAUAAAAAGGCCAUAGGUUGGACCAUGGGAGACAUUAAGGGAAUUAGCCCAGCUGUGUGCAUGCAUAGAAUUCAUUUAGAAGAAAAUGCUAAGCCCUCCCGAGAAAGUCAAAGAAGAUUAAAUCCAAACAUGAAAGAGGUAGUAAGAGAUGAUGUAAUUAAGAUGUUAGAUGUAGGGAUCAUUUACCCUAUUUCUGGCAGUCCAUGGGUUAGUCCUGUUCAAGUUGUUCCAAAAAAGUCUGGGAUCACUGUUGUUAAAAAUGAACAAAAUGAGUUAAUUCCUACUAGAGUCCAAACUGGGUGGAGAGUGUGUAUAGACUAUAGAAAGUUGAAUAGUGUCACUAGGAAAGACCACUUCCCAUUACCCUUCAUUGACCAAAUGCUUGAACGAUUAACUGGCCAUGCUUAUUAUUGCUUUCUUGAUGGACAUGAAGUGUAA